Macrobrachium nipponense is the source of this 573-nucleotide messenger RNA. RefSeq lists its product as uncharacterized. Lineage: Eukaryota; Metazoa; Arthropoda; Malacostraca; Decapoda; Palaemonidae. The record is from RefSeq and is a predicted model, not a curated record. The coding region runs from base 1 to 573 and encodes 190 amino acids. The transcript has a single exon.
AUGUGGUGGGCCUCACCCGCCCAUCCCAGGAUAUGUGGCGUGCACUGCCCACCAGUCCCUGGACACGUGACAGGCCCCACCUACCAGUCCCGAGACACGUGGCGGCCCUCGCCCGCCCGUCCCAAUACCUUGGCAGCCCCUAGUCGCUUCUCCCAGAACCCGUGGCAGGCCUCACCCACCUGUCCCGGGACAUGUAGCAGUCCUCACCCGCCCAUCCUGGGAAAUGUGACGAGCCACGCCCGCCUAUCCCGAGACACAUGGUGGGCCUCGCCCGCCUGUACCAACCCCCGUGGUGGGCCCCGCCCGCCCGUCCAGGGGCACUUGGCGGUUCCCCCAGCCAGUCCUGAGACACGUGGCCCACUCAUCCCAGGACACGUGGCGGGGCGUCACCCACCCGUCCUGGGACCCGUAGUGGGGGUUGUCCGCCCAUCCCGGGACACAUGGCAGGCCUCAGCUUCCCGUCCCGGGACAUAUGGCGGUCCCCGGCCUCCCAUCCCGGUACACAUGGCAGUCCCCCCCCAGCCCGUCCCAGGACCUGUAGUGCGACUCGCCUGCCAGUCCUGGGACAUGUAG